Molecule: messenger RNA, 537 nt
Organism: Lactuca sativa (garden lettuce)
Lineage: Eukaryota; Viridiplantae; Streptophyta; Magnoliopsida; Asterales; Asteraceae
Product: cytochrome P450 71A8
Molecular function (GO): iron ion binding; monooxygenase activity; oxidoreductase activity, acting on paired donors, with incorporation or reduction of molecular oxygen
Source: RefSeq, a predicted model, not a curated record
AUGCCUGCAAACUUGAGCGAUUUGUUUAGCUCACUUACAAAUGAUGUGACUUGUAUGGCGACAUUUGGGAGGAUGUAUCAUGAAGGGGGGAUUGGGAAGAAAUUCAAGAAGAUCAUGCAAGAGUUCUCGGAGGUGUUGGGUAGCUUUUACUUUGAGGAAUCUAUUCCUCAGAUUGUAGUGGUUGAUCAUCUUAGAGGACUAAGUGAUAAAUUCGAUAGAGUAGUGGCUGAUUUUGAUGAGUUCCUUCAAGGUGUGGUCGAUGAGACCAUAGCCAAAGUAAGCAAUAACCCCGGUCAAGCUGAUGUUAUCAAAGCACUCCCCUCGGAUGCAUAUGUUGCUGGAACAGACACAUCAUCCUCAGUACUUGAAUGGGCAAUGAGUGAGCUUCUGCUACAUCUAGAUAGAUUGAAGAAAGUACAAGAUGAGGUAAGGAGCAUCCUUAAUGGGAAAGAAGAGAUAACCGAUGAAGAUCUUGACAACAUGACGUAUCUUAAAGUCGUGAUCAUGGAAACUACCCGCCUCCAUCCUCUCUUCUGA